UCUACCAAAAUUUGCGUAGAUUUAAAAUAAUUUAUUGAUUUUACAUAAUUCACACUUUAAAUAAUCUAUCAAAAUCACUGAAUAUACCCCACUCCCGUUUCUACACUCUACCGACUGAACUCGCCGGUCUCCGGCAAUUGAAAAAAGCCCUCUUCUCUGAACCCUAUCCCGGCGUGCCAUCGUCAUUGCUUUGCCCCAACCUCCGGCUGUCUAAUCAGUUUAAUCGAGUUUCUUCUUCAGAAUUCAAUGCGAUCGGACAGAAAUUUCUGAGAAGCAAAAAUGUAUAUAUGGCGUACAGAUUUGUGAGGUUCUCAUUUUUCUCAUUUAAGUCCCACCCAAACAGAGCAAAUGGGAGUGAUGGUUGCGACAGAUGUGUGGGUCCCAAAUCCUGCACUGUACAUCUUCCUCUUUGCUUCAUGUCUGAUGUUGAUAUGUUGUUUCCCAGCCAACUCUAAUGGCAGAACAUCCAAUGUAUUUGACCAUUCACACUCGCCCUCCUUCUCUAGCUCCAAAAGAAGCUUCCUGUUCCUGUUUUCACUGACUUCAGUGAUUGAAGGCUUGUGGUCAGUGUUUGGUGAGAAUGAAUUGAUAUACUAUGGAAUUAGAAAGGACGGGAUGGUGUUGUGGUUGUGUCUUGGAUGUGCAGCUGCUGUCUUUCUUGGCUCCUUUUUGGGGGUACUGUCAGAUUUGAUUGGUCAAAGGAGGUUGUGUCUGUUAUUUUUCAUGCUGCACCUCUUUGUAGUUAUUUGGAGGAAAGUUAUUGCAAAUCCUAGCAUUUGGAUAUCCAGUAUCUGCCUAUCUCUCGCAUCUUCAAUAUUUUACUUCAAUUUCGAAACACAGAUGGUAGUUGAGCUUGAAAAGCAAGGUCUGAGGCGUGAUGCAUUAAAUGACAUGUUUUGGCUAAUGUCCUUUUAUGAAUCUGCAUCCUUCAUUGUUAGCCAAGUGCUCGGGAAUUGGCUCAUUGGUGGUACUGAAGGGUCAACUGUUAACUUACUUCCCACUGCUGCUGCAAUACUAUCGUUGGUUGCUUUGAUAUAUGCAAGUCAAAGGUUGAAAGAAUUCCCAAGAGCUACCAAAUUUGAAGAUUAUAAAAUUAAAUUCCAUUCAUAUAUCUUAAUGGAUAGAAGAAUAUGGUUGCUUUCAUGGGUGCAAGCUUGUGUUCACUUCUCAAGUGUAGUCUUCUGGAUUCUAUGGGCUCCAACUAUAGUGGGUGAUGGGAGGGAGAUGGUGUUAGGUUUGGUGUACCCUUGUCUCCUUGGUGCAAAAAUGCUUGGAAGCUCUGCAUUUCCAUGGUUCAACGGACCAUUAUCACUUCGAACCGAGGAAUACUUGGUUUUCACUUUUAUUCUUAUGGGCUCUCUUAUGUCAAUCAUAGCUUAUGACUACCAGGAAAUUGAAAUGCUUUUGAUACUGUUCUGCUUAUAUCACGCCUGUUUGGGACUGGUUUUGCCUUCACUUGCCAGAUUAAGAACAAUGUUUGUACCAAACGAACUUCGUGCAGGCAUGAUGAGUUUAUCUCUGGCACCAUCAAAUGCCGCGCUCUUCUUCUUCCUUGUGCAACGAGGUUACUACCAUAACAUUGAAAACUCAACCGCUAUAGCAUUGGGGGCUCUUGGACUUUUCACCGCGGCUGGUUGCAUGCAUAUGUUAAAGCGAGCCGGGAAGCAACCUCAUCAAAGUUGGAUUAAGUUAUGAUAUUAUGGGGUCACCAAAUCUUCCAAGCCCUUGGUUUAGGUCAUCAAUGAUCCUUAAUGUCAGUAUUUAGUGAGUAUUAGAAACAAUAAUUUGGUAUAUCCUUGCUAGUUAGUUUACUAGGUUUCCAUUGUUUCAUGUGAUCUUUGUGCUAAUAAUGGUUUCCAUAUCAGGUUAAAACCAACCAA
Cuscuta campestris is the source of this 1880-nucleotide messenger RNA. Lineage: Eukaryota; Viridiplantae; Streptophyta; Magnoliopsida; Solanales; Convolvulaceae. The record is from the annotation of a GenBank genome assembly.